AUGAGCUACAGAGACAAUCUGCAGCCGCACCCGUCGCUGCCUGCGCGCCCGCCGCCGUCGACAUAUUCUGCGCCACCGUCGAGGAACAACACGGCCGGGCGCAACACGGCUGCAUAUGCUGGCUUUGUUGCCCAGGCUCCUCCUUCGCAGGCGUCCACGCCUUCGCCCAUGUACUCUCAGCCGACUGUGAGCGCCCCUUAUCAAGCUCCAGCUUACACGUCCAAUAAUACUUACUACAAUCCCUAUCAAGCCUAUGGCGCGCAAGCACCAGCGGCAGCGUACGCUGCUCCGCCAGCAGUGAGCCAGUAUCAGAGCAACUACGACCCAGAACAAGAGGCGCGCAUGGCCGAAUGGAACAGCGCAUACACACGGGACGAUAAUGCCAAGAAGCCUGCCAGUACUACGGCUGCUGCGCGCGUCGAGGCGAGCUCGGCACCAGACGGUGAAGCUGGCUCAGGUGGCACCGGCAAGCAGAAGACGGUCAUCCGAGAAGGCGGUGGAAAGACUUGGGAAGACCAGUCGCUCCUCGAAUGGGACCCCCUACACCCGCGUCUCUUCAUCGGCAAUUUGGCCGGCGAGGUCACCGACGAUUCGCUUCUCAAGGCCUUUUCGAAGUACCCAUCUGUGUCUAAGGCGCAUGUAGUUCGAGACAAGCGCACCACGAAGAGCAAGAGUUACGGUUUCGUAAGCUUCUCAAAUACCGACGAUUACUUUCGUGCUGCCAAAGAAAUGCAGGGCAAGUACAUUGGCAGUCACCCUGUUCUGAUCAAACGCGCUACCUCCGAAGUCAAGGCCACCACCAAGCGCGACGACAAACAUGGGAAGCAUGGGAAGAAUCGCAACAAUAACAACAACAAGAAGCAACAGCAAAACGAGCCUAAGCCGACCUUCACUGGUCAGCUCAUGAGUGCUGGCAUACAGAAGAAGGGCAAGAACAACGGGCCCAGGAUGCUUGGCUGA
Didymosphaeria variabile is the source of this 960-nucleotide messenger RNA. RefSeq lists its product as uncharacterized. Bases 1 to 960 code for a protein of 319 amino acids. The record is from RefSeq and is a predicted model, not a curated record. The transcript has a single exon. NCBI's taxonomy places the organism in Eukaryota, Fungi, Ascomycota, Dothideomycetes, Pleosporales, Didymosphaeriaceae. Gene Ontology annotation, molecular function: mRNA binding.